CCCCCCACCCCUUGGCCAACGGAUUGGCGGUGAUGUCGAACACUCACCUGCCUUCACCUGUCUCGGCGGCCUCGUGCAAACAAGCUCGCAGCUCAGUGGCCCGUUCGGUUUCCAGACGUCUGGCGUGCCGGGCUACGCCAGCACGCGCCUUCCCGUCUGCACCAGCCCGCGGAAGCGUUAGCCGAACCCUAGCAAGCAUGUAGUCGCGGGUAUCAGAUGUCAAGUCUGGUUUGCCCAUGGC
Messenger RNA from Colletotrichum destructivum, 241 nucleotides. RefSeq lists its product as uncharacterized. NCBI's taxonomy places the organism in Eukaryota, Fungi, Ascomycota, Sordariomycetes, Glomerellales, Glomerellaceae. The transcript has a single exon. Bases 33 to 203 code for a protein of 56 amino acids. The record is from RefSeq and is a predicted model, not a curated record.